AAUUAAAAUAAAUCCGUCAAUGUCAAUGACGAAAUAUCAACUAUUGACGACAGCCGACAGGUGACAUAUGCGUUGUAUAUAGAGGAAACCGUUUAACUAGUAUAACUAAUUAACUAUAGUAGCCUGUAAGACGGUGAGCUAUCUUUGCGUGUAAGACUAAGCUCUUUAUUUGCAAAAUCCAUUUAGCAAACAGUUUUUGUGAUUAAAAUGAUCCUAAGCAAUAUUGAUAGAUACUGAAUUGAAUAUUAUUUCUUAGUAUAAUUUCUUAAUGUACAUAUAAUUUAUUUAUUUUCAUUUAGAUAGGUACGUAUGAAUCGAAUGAUAAGGAAUACUUCAAAUAUAGUGUGAAAUUUAAACGUCAAAGUACUUAAAACAUAACACGUCGAAUCUUAAACCGGAAUUUUCGAAGGCUAAAAAAUUAUUAUCUUUAUACGGUGUCACGGCAAGUAUGUGGGUUCAAAUAUUGUAUUAAAAAUAUCUGGCCGAAAUUACAUCACAGAGAUACAACUGUAGUAUAUGUAUAGUAAUUUUGAUAAUUAUUAUGACCGAGGUUGCUGUAGUGACGGGUUCUAACAAGGGACUCGGAUUCGCAAUAGUUAAAAAGCUUUGUGAGAAGUUCCAUGGAAUUGUAUACUUGACAUCGAGAGAUUCAAAACGGGGUUUUGAGGCGUGUAAAAAAUUAAAAGAAAUAAAUUUAUCACCUCAAUUUUAUGAACUUGAUAUUACUGAUGAAAAAAGUAUAACAAAAUUUAUUACAUAUAUUAAAAACAAGCAUGGUAAAAUCGAUAUUUUAAUUAACAAUGCUGGAGUAUUAUUCCUUAAAGAUGCCCCAGAACCGAAGCUGUUUCAAGCUGAACAGACGCUUCUAGUGAACUUUUAUUCUUUGGUAAAUUUUACUGAAGCCAUGUUACCGUUAAUAAAAGACAACGGAACUAUUUUGAAUAUAUCCAGUUCUUCUGGACACUUGUCAAGGAUACCGUCAAGUUUUAUUAGGCAACAAAUAAGUGCUCCAGACUUAACUUUACAAAACCUACAAGAUUUAAUGCAAGAAUAUAUUGAAUGUAUAAAAACCAACACCGAGAAGGAAGUAUGGGGUUCUUCUCCGUAUGUAGUUUCAAAAGUAGCUGUUAACGCAUACACCUUUAUGUUAAACAAAGCAUUAAAAUCGAAAGGUAUUCGGGUAAACUGCGUACAUCCUGGAUACGUCAUCUCUGACAUGACGCACGGGGCAGGCUCCGUGACUCCUGAAGAGGGCGCCGUGGUGCCUAUAAAACUGGCUUUGAACCCAGAAAAUGGUGGUCUGUAUGUCUGGCAUGAUGGGACUGUAGUCCCAUGGGACGGACCAGAUCCACGAGGAUAUAUUGAUAACAUUCAUUGUUAACAUACAAUUUUUUAGGAAACAUAUUUUAUAUUAUUGACUAAAUAUUCUUGAAGGUAUUUUUAUUUAUAAACUUUGUUAUACCUAUUAUCAUAAAUAUAUAGUAUUUUUUAUUUUCCCUUUUCCGCAUAUUACGAUUUCUCGCUUAAGACCAGAUUUUGAUUGCAUCCUUGUAAAAUCGUCUUAAACGGGUUAUACAACGUUUAGAAAUUGUUUCAGGACAUUUUGUUAUUAUGUGUAUUAGGAUUAGAAUUUUUUCUGUUAUGGCAAUAGUUUUGACUUUAUCCCAGUUUCAAGUAAAAGGUUGGGAGACGCGAGAAAAAAUUAUUAGGACUUUCGUUCCCCAAAUUACGUAGAAUAUAAUGAAUGUUCAAUUCUAAUAGAAAGCCUUUCAGUUGACAUUAGUGUUUAUAAUGACAUGUGGUUUUCACUCGCCUUAGAUGAAGAUUUUUCAAGGAAUAUAUUUGGAUCAGGUAUUAAAAGAUCGACUGAAUAAUCCUUUAAUUUAAUAUUUUUUCAUGCAUAAUGGCUCAAUAAGGUACAAAUUCAACCUAUUCGCAUCUCGUUUAUAGAAAAAAUAAUUUCAAAUAACGUACCUAGCGAUAUAUAUUAAAAUAUACAUACUCAGUCGAAGAGACGGCGAAAACAAGAAAUAUGAUAAGUGACCGCAACAAAUAAAACAAAUUGAUUAAUUAAUUUUAAAUUCCUUUGUUAUCAUAUUUCUCUUUAAAAUAUUUCCUUAUACAAAGAUUUAUCGAACAUAUCACCAAAGAGGGGCUAUAAGAAAUCGUCGAUUGCACUUUACUUGGCGUCGAUGCACUCGGCCGGGUGCUGCGAGGGCUUGGGAGGGGCGAAGCCCGGGGGCAUUGGGAUGCCGUUGUAAGCGCCCCACGCCGUCUUGGGCGCUCCAGACCACUGUUGCAUCAUGGCUGGGACCUGCAUUCCACCAUCAUCUCUUAUUAUACCAUAUUACAAUUUGUUUAAUAUUAGAGCAAAAAGCUAAAAUAUCGUUAGAAAUUAUAGGUUAUCUAAUUAAUAAAUAAACUUCCAUCUAUCGUAUCAAAUGGUAAUAAUUACCGACCACUUUUUCUUGUAUUAGAUGGUUAUAAAUACCGUGAAUUUUUAAUUAUAUUACAUGGUAAUAAUCACCGACCACUAAUUCUUGUACCAAAUGGUAAUAAAUAUUAAAAAAGGGCAGACCCCUUUUUCUUAUAUGAAAUGCUUAUAAUUACCAAGCACAUUUUCUCGUAGAAAAUGGUUAUUAUUACCUACUACUUUUUCUUGUAUUAAAUGGUCAUAAUUACGGACCAUUUUUCCUUGUAUUAAAUGGUAAUAAUAAUUGAAAAUGUUUCUUUGUAUUAAAUGGUAAUAAUUACUGACCAUGUUUAAUUGUAUUAAAUGUUAAUAUUUACUGACCAUGUUUCUUUGUAUUAAAUGGUAAUAAUUAGCGACCAUUUUUUCUUGUAUUAAAUGGUAAUAAAUACCGACCCCUUUUUCUGAUCUGAAAUGCUAAUCAAAUUGCCAAGCACAUUUUCUCGUAAAAAUGGUCAUUAUUACCGACCACUUUUGUAUUAAAUGGUAAUAAUUACUGAACAUGUUUCUUUGAAUUAAAUGGUAAUAAUUACUGACCAUGUUUACUUGUAUUAAAUGUUAAUACUUACUGAC
This is a messenger RNA of Pieris brassicae (large cabbage white), 3043 nucleotides long. Its product is annotated as carbonyl reductase [NADPH] 3-like. The coding region runs from base 542 to 1381 and encodes 279 amino acids. Gene Ontology annotation, molecular function: carbonyl reductase (NADPH) activity. Lineage: Eukaryota; Metazoa; Arthropoda; Insecta; Lepidoptera; Pieridae. The transcript has 3 exons. The record is from RefSeq and is a predicted model, not a curated record.